Molecule: messenger RNA, 1313 nt
Organism: Pocillopora meandrina
Lineage: Eukaryota; Metazoa; Cnidaria; Anthozoa; Scleractinia; Pocilloporidae
Source: the annotation of a GenBank genome assembly
AUGGGCAAUGUGUUUAGAAAAAGGGUACAGGCUGUACGAGGUAUAGAAAGAGGGAAAUGCGCUUGUGGUGAAUGCGAGGAUUUCAUGAGGUCAGAUGGAGCAACUUGUGGCUGUUGUGGCUGUUUGCCGACUCGCCAUUCUAAAAAGGAUGCCCGCUACUCCUCUGACUCUGUUGGUGGCACAUCUGACUCUGUUGAUGGCACAUCAGGUGCGUGAACAAGUGAAAGUGCAAGUCCAGAGAAGUGGAAAGAUGAAGACCUGGGGUGGUUCCCGAACCCAAAGGGCGAAUAUACUGAAUUCUCAAAUAGUAUUCUGCCAAAAUUCUACCUGUCCUUUUGGACCACUUGUCGAUACAAGGAAGCUUUCGCCGCUGUUUCGCGACUGAAAGAAAGCGCCUGUGGGAAGUUCACGGGGCUUUGAAAGCAAUAAAUCACAUGUUGGCUUUUGUGACUUCUGAUAAUCCAGCGGCUGCCGGGAGAUUCAUGGAGCUUUAUUUGGAGUAUAGGCGUAUGUCGUGUCAAGAGCGAAAUGAGCAACCAUAUAAACUUUAAGUUUAUAUAAGGAUGAGACUACCAGCGCUCCACUUCUAACUCGACGACCAUAUCCCGAGUAUGGCAAACUACCAAACUUCCAUUCUCUCUUGGAAUGCAACCCCCCACCAAUGGCCGUGAGCUGGACGACUUCCAGCCUCGAGCUCAGAUUAAGCGAUUGUUUGAGGAAAGUGAACUAGUUAGUGGCGACAGCGUGGCUAUUAGAAAGUUUUCAGAUAAAUAUACUGUCCCCGAAAAGCUUGUGGCAGAGUAUGUUGAGCACCUUGCCCGGAUAAAAAUGCCCAGGAGAAGAAGAAAGAGGAGACUGAAAGGGAGCGAAAGGAACGGCUGAACUGGGAGUCUAAUGACAUUGACUGCGUUGGACUGUACAACUCCGAUAAGCUGUCGUCCUUGAGGGUGGACGAGCUAUCCUCGUACUUUUCUUCUUACAAGAUCACCUUCAAAGGGAAGAAAGCUGAAAAGGUCGCAAUGAUCAAAGCGCACAUUGGCAGCUUGCUGUACGAUUCAAUGGAGUGUCGACAACCUCGGCAGCCCCCACUAAGAAAUGUGCAGCAACAAGUGACCGCAAUUUCCGAGGUUGAAACUGACUCGCAAAAUGACGUAGUAGAUCGAGUUGUCGGUUCAAGCCUGAGUAGCUUAAGUGACGAAUCGUCACCGGAGACUAAUUUUAUACCAGAACCCCGCGCGGAAACAUUACCGCCGUCAAAAUAUGGACGAAAGCGGCCACGGGUCGAGAGAGACGAUUAUGUUAGCUGGGAGAAG